AUGACAAGAGGGCUACCAGAGCAGGGGACUCAGCAACAAGAGGCUAAAUCUUCGUCACCUAGUUUCGAGGCGUUACGAUCUGAGUUCCAGCGCAGUUUUAAGUCCAAGACAUGGAUGGGUGUGCAAGAUUUGUCAAACCACUCGACCAAUCGGCGGGCGCUUGUAAUUGGUAUAAAUUAUGGCAACCGCCGUCCUCCAGGUGGCCUUACGGGCACAUAUGUUGAUGCUUUUAGGGCUAUCAAAAUGCUAGAGAACUUCGACUACAAAUCAACGGACAUUUGUGUACUGGCCGAUAUUGCGAUUCCUACAACUAGCUUCGGCAUUGAUUUGGGAGAAGAGGACGACGCCGAGUCACGCCUUCCAAAAAGGAACAACAUUAUAAAAGCUCUCAGGUGGUUGUCAAACAACAGUGGCCCUGAAGAAUAUCGCUUUUUGUAUUUUUCAGGUCAUGGCCACUAUCAGCAGUAUAAACCAGAACCUUCUUCCAACCAGUGUAUCAUGCCAAAAGAUGUCGAAUUUGAAAGGUUUCAAGAUUGCGAUGGAUGUGUUUGCACGGGGAAUGUGUGGCAAGCAAGUGAACAACAAGGAGAGCCAACAUUUGUCCCUGAACCCUUAACAGUACUUUGGGAUCAUAAUAUCAAUCGGUUGCUCGCCGGUAAUCUGAAGGCUGGUACAACAAUGACGGCGGUACUUGAUAGUAGGUCUCCAAGCGCAGGAUGGCCUAGCCGAAGCGUCGGAGAAACUGGAAACAUUUGGGCCCAAUUCGCCGAGCGGGAUAACCCAACGAAUAGCGAUAUCAACGUCGAAGCUGUCUCGCCACCACAGUCUGCUACCCCUAGCCCCGGCUCCGUAUUCGUAAACCGAAUAGAUCCUGGAAACAUUCUAGGGCUUCCGGCUGGAAUAGAUGUGGUCACGGGCACCAAAUAUCAUACACCUCGGUAUAAUAAUACGAAAUCAUUCCGGGACCCGUACGAGAAAAGUCAAAAAUCCGUUCAUUCCUUGUCGAAAUCGCCUGAAACACGACGGGCGCCAUUCCAACUAGGGGAGAUGGCAACGCGAAACCAAUCGCUUUCACCCCCAUUUGGAACAUCUCAGGCUACUUCAGGAUUUACCUGCCAGCGUCCUGGGAUUUCUUCGGCUGUAGUUCCGUUCAACGAUGGAUGCACAAUUGUGAGUGGACGCUUGAGGCUCUCUUCAAGACUUUCCCUUGACAAAGUUGGAAAGAUGUGCUGGGCAGCUUGUAGAAAGCUAGAAAGCGCAUUCGAGGAUAGUGAUAACGCUGGAUGGUUCACGAAGGCACUAACUGAGUAUUUGGCUCGACCUAUAAAUAGCGAAGAGAAUCUAAGGUCGGCCCAGGAUCUGAUUGAUCGACUUGGCACUAAAUUCGAGCAGCACAACAAAACCCUCAAGGAUCAGAAGAGGAAUUUAGGAGAGCAACACCCACAGUUAUUUGUAUCGAAAAACAUCGGUUUAGCACUCGAGGAUUAUCUUCGAUUAGGGCUCAAGAUCUGA
This is a messenger RNA of Rhizoctonia solani, 1512 nucleotides long. Its product is annotated as ICE-like protease (caspase) p20 domain protein. The record is from RefSeq and is a predicted model, not a curated record. NCBI's taxonomy places the organism in Eukaryota, Fungi, Basidiomycota, Agaricomycetes, Cantharellales, Ceratobasidiaceae. Gene Ontology annotation, molecular function: cysteine-type endopeptidase activity. The coding region runs from base 1 to 1512 and encodes 503 amino acids. The transcript has 13 exons. Gene Ontology annotation, biological process: proteolysis.